GCACUCUGAGCUACUGGAGGCUGACUUCAGAUGUUGCAUUGCGGAUUUGCAGCGACUACAAUGUAACACAGGAUGUUGCAAUUGCAAUCAUGUCGCUACCCUCUCGAUCCCGUUAACUGCAGGAUGACACGAUUCAAGUUCUGUGAGAAAUUUACUUGUAUUUAUUUAUACCUCAAACACAUUGCGCUGCCGUCUCAGUAGGUCAGCGAAUUUCCCUUUCAUUGAAUGAAGCUUGGAGAGCGCACGCUGCACAAAAAUAAUGGCGACUAAUCAAGACGGCUGUAGUGUCAAAGUCGCUUUAAGAAUACGUCCACAGUCAGCCAAAGAGAAAAUUGAGGGAUGUCAUAUCUGUACAUUGGUUACACCUGGAGAGCCACAAGUCAUCCUGGGAAAAGACAAGGCUUUCACAUUCGACUUCAUGUUUGAUAUAGAUGCCACACAAGAUGAGAUCUAUAAAUCUUGUGUGCACAAACUUGUGGAAGGGUGCUUUGAAGGUUAUAAUGCAACAGUGUUUGCUUAUGGGCAGACUGGCUCUGGGAAGACCUACAGCAUGGGUACAGGGUUUGAUGUCAAUAUAACAAUGGAAGAGCAAGGAAUAAUCCCACGUGCAGUCAGGCAUCUUUUUGAAGGAAUCACAGAGAGAAAGCGAGCUGCUCAAGAUCAAGAGAAACAGCCACCAGAGUUCAAAGUGACAGCUCAGUUUCUGGAGCUUUAUAAUGAAGAGAUACUGGAUCUAUUUGAUAAUACACGUGACCUGGAUUCACGGCAGAGGAAAUCUAACAUAAAAAUUCAUGAAGGUGCCAACGGAACAAUUUACACCAGUGGGGUUGUCUCACGUGUUGUUAAUUCAGAACAAGAGAUGAUACAAUGCUUGAAGCUGGGUGCUCUUGCUCGCAGCACUGCAAGUACACAGAUGAAUGCAGAGAGUUCCCGUUCCCAUGCUAUAUUUACAAUCCACAUCUGCCAAAUGAGGGUCUGCUCCAGACCAGAUAUGGUAAAUGGUGAGGUGAAUGGAGUAGCACAUGAAUCACAACCAGUGAAUGAGUAUGAAACACUCACAGCCAAAUUCCAUUUUGUCGACCUCGCUGGUUCAGAAAGACUAAAACGCACUGGAGCAACAGGAGAGCGGGCCAAAGAAGGCAUUUCUAUCAACUGUGGUCUGCUGUCACUGGGAAAUGUCAUCAGUGCAUUGGGAGAUCAAAGUAAGAAGAGCCACCAUGUGCCAUACAGAGAUUCUAAACUCACCAGGCUUCUGCAAGACUCUCUGGGCGGAAACAGUCGAACUAUCAUGAUUGCUUGCAUAAGCCCAUCAGAUCGUGACUUCAUGGAAACUCUCAACACUCUCAAAUAUGCAAACCGAGCCCGGAACAUCAAGAAUAAAGUUGUGGUCAAUCAAGACAAGACCAGCCAGCAGAUCAGUGCCUUGCGAGCUGAGAUUGCUCGACUUCAAAUGGAGCUGAUGGAAUAUAAGACAGGGAAACGAGUUAUCGGGGAAGAUGGUUCAGAAGGUUACAAUGACCUCUGCCAAGAAAAUGCAUUGCUACAGAAAGAAAAUGACACAUUGAGAAUGAGAGUAAAGGCCAUGCAAGAAACGAUUGAAGCACUUAAUAGCAGAGUGACACAGCUCUUGAGUAAUGAAGCCACUCAAAUAAUAGCCAGUGCAGGAGAUAACAAUGAGGAAAUAGGUGCAUUAAUUCAAAACUAUAUUCGAGAAAUACAGGAUCUCAGGACCAAACUACUGGAGAGUGAAGCAAUGAAUGAGUCCCUCCGACGCAACGUAUCUCGAUUGACGUCCAGAUCCCCGUAUGCAGCGGGACUGUCUCCCAUGCCUUGUUCAAUGUCCAGCCUAGUUGGUUCCCUGGAAUCCGAUACUUCUGAAAUUGUUGAAAUGGCAAAAAAAGACUUGGAGCUGCUCAAGAAAAGGGAAAGGAUACGAAAAAGAAAUAGCCCAGUGAAAGAGAAAAGAAGAGGGAAUUUACAGCAAGAGAAUUGGGAAGAGACAGAUGACAAUGAAGUGGAAGGGGAGGAGGAGCAUGAAGAAAGUUGCUGUGAAGAUGAGGAAGGUGGAGAUGAUGAAGAAUUUGACAGUGAUGGCAGCCUUGAUGAAACCGAUACAGAAUCAGAAGAAAAGGUUAAUUACCAGGCUGACCUUGCUGAUAUAACUUGUGAGAUUGAAAUCAAGCAGAAACUCAUUGAUGAACUCGAGAAUAGCCAGCGGCGAUUGCACAUAUUGAAACAGCAGUAUGAGGAAAAACUGAUCUUGCUACAGAAUAAGAUCCGGGACACACAGCUAGAGAGAGACCGUGUUCUCCAGAACCUUGGGUCAAUGGAAUGCAACACAGAAGAAAAAGCCAGCAAGAUUAAAGCCGACUAUGAGAAAAAAUUGAAGGAAAUGAAUCGAGAGCUGCAGAAGCUACAGUUAGCACAGAAAGAGCAUGCACGCCUGCUGAAGAAUCAAACUCGAUAUGAACGAGAGCUGAGGAAACUACAGAGUGAAGUGGCAGAAAUGAGGAAAACAAAGGUAACACUCAUGAAACAGAUGAGGGAGGAUCAGCAGCGAAUGAGAAUGAUUGAAAGCAAGAGAAACCGUGAGAUUGCACAAUUGAAAAAGGAACAGAGGCGACAAGAAUAUCAAAUUAGAGCCCUGGAGUCUCAGAAACGGCAACAAGAAAUCGUCCUACGCAGAAAAACACAAGAGGUUAGUGCUCUACGUAGAUUAGCCAAACCAAUGUCCAACCGAGUCGCGGGUCGUGUAAGCCGGAAGCAGAAUGUCCUGGACUCUGGAACAGAACUUUCAGCCAGUACCACGUCUUCAGAACCAGAAUCUGCCUCAAAAUCUGUCUCCAAUAUUGUUAAACAGUGGAACAGAAAGUUAAAUGCAGCCUGGAACGAGACAGUUUCCGCAGUGAAUGGAACAAGGGCAGCAAGCAGAAAGGUCAAGUAUCAGAAAAAGGGAGUUGGUGAGGGCUUCUCGAAGACAGCCCGGCUAAAGUGGCAGGCACUGGAGUGUAGAAUAUCUGACAUUGUGAUGCAGAGGAUGACUAUUUCCAACUUGGAAGCGGAUAUGAAUCGCCUGCUUGGGAAACGAGAGGAAUUAAAUAGCCUGCAUGAAAUGCUGCUUGGGAAAAGGGAACGGAUUCUAAAGGAAAAUCCAGAAGAUAAGUCCAUUCAGGAAAUAAAUGAGGAAAUCGAAGCUUUAAAUGCGAAUAUUGACUAUAUUAAUGACAGCAUUUUUGAAUGCCAGGCUACCAUAAUGCAGAUAGAGGAGACCAAGGAUGAAAUUAAUUCAACAGACACAUCUGUUGUCAUUAGCUCAUGUUCCUUGGCUGAAGCGCGCCAUCUACUGGAUCACUUCCUUAAAAUGUCUAUUGACAAGGGCAUGCAGGUCGCUCAAAAAGAGGCUCAGAUUAAGCUGUUGGAAGGUCGAUUAAAGCAAAUCGAUGUGACAGAUUCUGUUCCAACUCAGUUCAUUAACAUGUUACGGGAAAAAGCUGAGUCUAUUCCUGAACUACAGUCGUUACUUCAAAGUGUUUCACAAGAAAAUGGAGAGCUCAGCAGUGAUGAGGAAAUAUCUGAGUGCAGUUCAGGUCUUGAUAGCAGUUUAAUAUCCAGUUCUUAUUCAAAGCGUUCCCUAAGCCAAGGAGAUUUUAGAAUAAAGGCUGAGCAAAAGACAGAGUUGCAUUACAGGGAAGGCUAUGGCUCUGCUCUGGACCUGUCCCCUUCAAGUGUAAUGAGAUCAGCUGAUAUAAAGGAAAAUGGCAUUAUGCAAAUUGAUGGCCUCUCAAGAGUUCCAAAGGACAAAGAAUCCGUUGUUUUCCAGCCUCGAUCUGGAAACACUUUUCCCAGGCAAUCUGCUAAAAAGCUACAAGAUACUUCACCACUCUUGAGAAGAAAGUCCUAUGAGAAAGUACAGAUGUCAACUGACAAAUCCAGGGCGGAUUGGCGGUCCUCUGAAAUUAAUAUAACUCCUCCUUCCUCCCCUCCAACCCGGGUUCGUAAUGACAGGAAUGUGUUUUCCCGACUUACUAGUACUCAACUUCAGACUUUCCCUGCACAUGACAAGUCUGAUGACAGUGACUCCUCUCUCUCGGAGGUUCCCAGGGGUGUGAUUAAUCCAGUUGGUGGUGCCAAAGGCAGCAAGACUGCCCCACUCCAAUGCAUCUCUGUUGCUGAGGGGCACUCUAAACCUGUGCUGUGUCUGGAUGCAACCAAUGACCUGCUGUUCACAGGCUCCAAAGAUCGCACUUGUAAAGUGUGGAAUUUGGCGACAGGACAGGAAAUCAGUACCCUGAAAGGGCACCCGAACAAUGUCGUCUCCGUCAAAUACUGCAGUUACUCCAGUCUUGUGUUUACUGUCUCCACAUCGUACAUCAAAAUUUGGGAUAUCCGAGACAGCCCCAAAUGCAUCAGGACACUAACGUAA
Messenger RNA from Chiloscyllium plagiosum (whitespotted bambooshark), 4423 nucleotides. Lineage: Eukaryota; Metazoa; Chordata; Chondrichthyes; Orectolobiformes; Hemiscylliidae. The record is from RefSeq and is a predicted model, not a curated record.